AUGCCCAUGCCGAACGGUCCAGGACAAACACGGCCGCUCGUGGCUCUACUAGAUGGUCGAGAUUGUUCGACAGAAAUGCCUAUAUUAAAAGAUAUAGCUACAGUUGCAUUUUGCGAUGCCCAAUCAACAGCUGAAAUACAUGAAAAGGUGCUGAAUGAAGCAACAGCUGCACUUGUUUGGCAUGCAAUCACGUUGAAAAAAGAAGAUUUAGCUAAAUUUAAAGCACUAAAAUUAAUUGUAAGAAUUGGAAGUGCAUUUGAUAAUAUCGAUAUUAAAGCAGCGGGUGAACAGGGAAUAGCUGUUUGUAAUGUACCAAGUUAUUGUGUGGAAGAAGUAGCUGAUACGACACUUAGUAUGAUAUUAAAUUUGUACAGACGUACAAUAUUUUUAGCAAAUCAAGUUAAAGAUGGCAAACGUAUAUCAACGCCAGAACAAAUACGUGAAUCAGCCACUGGUUGUGCGAGAAUAAGAAACGAAACUUUAGGUAUUAUUGGUUUAGGACAAGUUGGAAUGGCUGUUGCUAUACGAGCAAAAGUGUUUGGUUUUAAUGUGUUUUUUUUCGAUCCUUAUUUAUCAGAUGGUAUUGAUAAAGUAUUAGGUAUCAAUAGAGUAUUUACAUUACAGGAUUUGCUAUUCAGAAGUGAUUGUAUUACACUUCAUUGUUCGUUAAAUGAACACAAUCAUCACAUGAUAAAUGAUUUUACAAUUAAACAAAUGAGACCUGGUGCCUUUUUAAUUAAUGUCGCUCGGGGCGGGUUAAUUGAUGAGACAGCGCUCGCAGCAGCAUUAAAAGAUGGAAGAAUACGUGGUGCUGCAUUAGACGUACUAGAAAAUGAGCCAUACAAUAUUCAAGCUGGUAAGGAGAGUCCAUUGAAAGACGCUGUUAAUUUAAUUGUUACACCUCGAACAUCGUGGUAUAGUGAAGGGAGUGCACAAGAAAUUCGUGAAUGUGCAGCCCAUGAAGUUCGACGUGGUAUUACAGGAAAACUACCAAGCGCAUUACGUUAUUGUGUUAAUCGUGAUUAUUUAAAUGUUCCAAGAUCAGCUUAUGAUGGUUUGAAUGGUACCUCAUUGUCAUCGUUAUUUCCAUUAGCAGCCCCAUUUUUGUCGCCAUCAGCUCUUAUGGAACAACAAGCAGCGGCUGCCGCAGCAGCAGCUGGUCUUAUGUCUUCUCCAUCAGUGGUUGUUCCUGUUUCAAUUGGUGGAAAUGAAAUCAAAAAAGAUCCAUCAGCUUCUUCAACGAGUGUGACAACCGAUCCAAAUACGUCCGAUAGCAGUGGUAUUCAUUAA
Molecule: messenger RNA, 1290 nt
Organism: Didymodactylos carnosus
Lineage: Eukaryota; Metazoa; Rotifera; Eurotatoria; Philodinida; Philodinidae
Source: the annotation of a GenBank genome assembly